Molecule: messenger RNA, 1806 nt
Organism: Pneumocystis jirovecii RU7
Lineage: Eukaryota; Fungi; Ascomycota; Pneumocystomycetes; Pneumocystales; Pneumocystaceae
Product: ribosomal RNA small subunit methyltransferase B
Exons: 6
Coding region: 1-1806 (601 amino acids)
Biological process (GO): maturation of LSU-rRNA; rRNA base methylation
Cellular component (GO): nucleolus
Molecular function (GO): rRNA (cytosine-C5-)-methyltransferase activity; RNA binding
Source: RefSeq, a predicted model, not a curated record
AUGGGUAGAAGGCAGCGUAAUAAACAAGGUGUACCAUCAUUGAAUGAAUUUAUUAAAGAACAUAAAGAAACUCAGAAUAAAGAGAAAAUAUACAAUAAUAAACGUAAAUUUAAUGAUCAAAAAGAUGAGAAGUUUAUAUGGAAAAAGCAAAAAUCUAAAGCAUCAUCAGAGUAUGGGGAUGGUGGAACAAAAAAAAAAUUAUUACAAAAUAAAAAAACGAAAAACAAGCAGAAAAAGUAUUCAAAAAAUGAGUCAUCUGUUAGCGAUUUUACUAAUACUUGUAAUGAUUUUGAGAAUUUUUCACUUGAUUCCAAGGUUUCAAACUUAGAAGAAAUAGAGGAUUUUUCGAAUAGUGAUAAUAACGAAAAUUCUUAUCAGGAAACAGCAUUUAAUAAUUAUAAAAAUGAAGUAUCAGAUUCUUUAGUCACCCGGUCUGUAAAUAUGAUAAUAAAUACUGAGAAAGAACAAGUAUUAACAAAUGGAUCGGUUAAUGAAAAGCAUCAUAUUUUCCCUUUAAUAGAUGAUAAAAAUGAUGAAGCAAAAGAACAUCAUUCUAAUCCUCAAUUUUUACAAACUAGAAUUCAAGAAAUUGUUCAUAUUUUAAAUAAUUUUAAGGAUCUCAGAGAAGAAGAUAGAAGCAGGUCUGAAUAUGUAGAACAGCUUUUAGAAGAUAUAUGUAAAUAUUAUGGAUAUUCAAGAUUUUUAGCAGAAAAGCUUUUUAAUAUUUUUAAUGCUCAAGAGGCUAUUGAGUUUUUUGAAGCAAAUGAAGUUCCACGACCUGUUACUAUUCGGACCAAUACAUUAAAGACUACUAGGCGUGACCUUAUGAAUGCGUUGAUAAACAGAGGUAUGAAUUUAGAAGCUAUUGAAAAAUGGUCAAAAGUUGGUAUACAAAUAUUUGAAAGUCAAGUACCUAUAGGUGCAACACCCGAAUACCUUUCAGGAAAGUAUAUGAUUCAAGCAGCUUCAUCAUUUCUUCCUGUUAUGGCACUAUCUCCUCAGAUUAAUGAACGAAUUCUUGAUAUCUCAGCUGCUCCUGGAGGAAAAACAGCAUAUAUUGCUGCUCUUCAAAAAAAUACUGGAGUAAUAUUUGCCAAUGAUUCUUCAAAAGAUAGAAUAAAAAGUCUUGUGGCAAAUAUUCAUCGUCUGGGGAUUAAAAACACAAUAGUCUGUAAUCAUGAUGGAAGAGAGUUUCCGAAAGUUAUGGGAGGAUUUGAUAGAGUUUUAUUAGAUUCCCCAUGUAGUGGUACUGGUAUAAUUUCAAAGGAUCAAAGUAUAAAAACAAAAAAAACUGAAAAAGAUUUUGAUAUUCUUUCUCAUCUUCAACGCCAACUUAUUAUAUCUGCAAUUGAUUCAGUAGAUGCAAAUAGUAAAACAGGUGGUUACAUUGUUUAUUCUACGUGUUCUGUGACUAUUGAUGAAAAUGAAAUGGUAAUUGAUUAUGCUUUAAAAAAAAGACCAAAUAUAAAGCUAGUUGAUACCGGAUUAAGUUUUGGAAUAGAUGGUUUUACACGUUUUAGGGAUAAAAUAUUUAAUUCUAAAAUGAAUUUAUGUAAAAGAUAUUAUCCUCAUAUUCAUAAUUUAGAUGGAUUUUUUGUAGCUAAAUUAAAAAAAAUAAGUAAUAAAAUACCAGAACCAAAUAAAAGUAUAAUUAAUCAUGAUAAAAAAAUUGUACAAAAAUUGGACGAUAGUAUUGGAUUUGAUGAAUUUAAUGAAGAAGAUAAUAAAUUAAUAGAGCGAAGCAGAAUCAGGCUACUUAAAAAAAAAGGAAUUAACCCUAAAAGUAGAAAAAAUAGAUUAAAAUAA